Messenger RNA from Canis lupus familiaris (dog), 2844 nucleotides. RefSeq names its product ovo like transcriptional repressor 1 (gene OVOL1). Gene Ontology annotation, biological process: epidermal cell differentiation; regulation of transcription by RNA polymerase II. Gene Ontology annotation, molecular function: DNA-binding transcription factor activity, RNA polymerase II-specific; RNA polymerase II cis-regulatory region sequence-specific DNA binding. The record is from RefSeq and is a predicted model, not a curated record. The coding region runs from base 292 to 1095 and encodes 267 amino acids. NCBI's taxonomy places the organism in Eukaryota, Metazoa, Chordata, Mammalia, Carnivora, Canidae. The transcript is spliced from 4 exons. Gene Ontology annotation, cellular component: nucleus.
CCGCGGGGGACGCCAGUCGAGCCGGGAGACGCUUACCUGCCGCCUCCCCGCCGCCCGGCGCACCUGGCUGCAAGGCCUCCGCUCGGAGGGCGGGCGGCGACGGCCCCGCGGAGUUGCCAACGGGCGCGCGCCGUCCCGGGCACGGUCUCCCCGCAGAACGUGCGGGCACUUCGGCGACUCCUUCCCUGACCCGCACGCUCCCCUCCCCCGCCCCAGUCGGCCCGGGAAAGGUGCGACCGCUCCCGGCUCCAGUUACGGAAGCGGACGGUUCCGGGCCAGGAGGAUUCGAAAAUGCCCCGCGCGUUUCUGGUCAAGAAGCCGUGCGUCUCCACGUGCAAGAGGAACUGGAGCGAGCUCCCCGACGAGGAGCGCGGCGAGAUCUACGUGCCAGUCAGCCUGGGCUUCUGUCCGCCUCAGCCCUACCAGGAGCCAGAGCCGUCAGUGGCUGAACCCUCAUCUUGCCCCCUGGUUUUGGACAUGAGCCUCCGGGACUCCAGCUAUGGUGUGGUCCCUGGGCCCUGUGUGGUAGCCCAGCUGCCCUCUGAAGACAUCAGUCAUUUGGCAGAGCCCCAGAACAGAGACCAUGGCUUCCUACGCACCAAGAUGAAGGUGACCCUGGGGGAUGGGCCCAGUGGAGACCUCUUCACCUGCCACAUUUGUCAGAAGGCCUUCACCUACCAGCGCAUGCUCAAUCGCCACAUGAAGUGUCACAAUGAUGUCAAGAGGCACCUGUGCACCUACUGUGGGAAGGGCUUCAAUGACACGUUCGACCUGAAGAGACACGUCCGCACCCACACCGGCGUGCGGCCCUACAAAUGCAGCCUGUGUGACAAGGCCUUCACACAGCGCUGCUCUCUGGAGUCACACCUCAAGAAGAUCCACGGCGUGCAGCAGAAGUACGCGUACAAGGAGCGGCGGGCCAAGCUGUACGUGUGUGAAGAGUGUGGCUGUACAUCCGAGAGCCAGGAGGGCCAUGUCCUCCACCUGAAGGAGCACCACCCCGACAGCCCACUGCUGCGUAAGACCUCCAAGAAGGUGGCUGUGGCCUUGCAGAAUACUGUCACCUCUCUGUUACAGAGCAACCACCAUCUCUAAGUGGCCUGGCCCGGCCUGGCCCGAUCCCCCCUCCUGCUGCCCCUCGCGGGAUGUGGUGACCAGGACUGGAGCCCCCAGGCACACUUGCUCACUCAGCCCCCGUGCUGAACUCUGCUCACGUUUGCAUUUUUGUCUCGUGGGCAGGGGUCUCUCCAAGCCUGGGCCGAUGUGUGUGAGUGUGUGGCAGGAGCCGGGCCCAGGCUGCCUUCAGUUUGAGGUGGCACACCUACAGAGACAGGCCUCCCUUCCCAGAGGAGGUACAUGAAGAUGCUCCUGUGGCCAUCUUCCUCUGGAGCCCAGGGGUGGGGACCACUGGUGCCCUGUGGACAGCAGAGGAAAGGGCAGCCCAGCAAACCUAGGUGCUGGGGGAGCUGGCCCCUGCCUGCGCAGCGGUGUGUCUCACGUUCAGGGCUGCUGGGGCAGGGUCCACCCUUCCGACAGGGAGACACACAUGGACGAGUGCGCGCACACAGGAGGCCUUUCCAUACAUCACCUCAUUUUUAGGAAAUUGACUACAAGGUGCCAAGGAAGUCUUAUUUCCUUUUUUUAAAGAUGACAAAUGUACAGAUAUUAAUAUAUUUUUGGUGCCAAUGGUGGCUAUUUUUAAGAGAGGACGGAGCUGGCUUUUCUCCCUCUCCAUGCAGUUCUAUUUAUCCUGGACAUUUCAUACUUUCUCUGUGCCUUGACUCUGGGGAGUAGGGGGCUGCCCCGAGCCACCCCUACCCUUCAUACCUCCUGAGAUAUUUAACUGAAGACCCUCCUCCAGCCCUGCCUGAGGGAUAUGCUGUGCUUUCUCUCCUUCCCCUUCCACUGGGGUCCAUGCCACAGUGGCUCUUCCUUGACCCUCAGGGCUGCCUCCCUCCCACAUCCUUUCAAGGCAUGCCUGGGGGUUACCAAGAGCUUGCUUGCCUCCUAAUAACAGACCUUUUGUGGAGCAACUCACCAUUGCGAAGGCCAAGAGUUUGUCCAGCUGCAGCUGCGGGAGAAAGCCCACAGGGUGAUGAGUCUGAUACGUCCAGAGUCCACCAUUUGAGACACUGAGAGGACAGGGCCAGGCUGCAAGGCCUGUCCUUUUCCUUCUUGAGUGGAAAACCCUAGGGCCGCAGCAAAAAAUUGGGACAGAAUAAUAACCAGACCCAUCAGAAGCCUCUCAGGAGGACGAUAUUAGAGGGCUGACAAGUUCUAUUUGUAGCCUAUCUGCGGACUGUUUUUCAAACAGCUAGGCUGGGUUGUGAGCCUUCAAGGAGAGCCACCCCGGGGCUGGUUGGCUCCAUCUGAGGAAAUCGGCCAGGCUCUACUGGCUUGGCUGUAUUUUCUGCUAAAAACAGGAAAGGGGUGUGGGUCAAAAGGGAGAGAGGGGCAGGGCUGGAGGCAGCCGGCUGAAGAAUGAGAAGGCGAACUCUCAAAAGAGGUCCACAGGACGCAGUGGGCUGGACUGGGCAGUGGAGCUGAGCCCGAGGCAGAACCAGCCCAGAGGCUGCUGCUGAGGAGGAAUCGGGUCGCUUUCUCGGACAGCCCUCUGACGGUGUAUAGAUUGUUUUGGAAGACUCCUGUCUUAUUUUACUUUAGAGUGUCUGGGAGCUGCUGUAUUCUGGAAGUUCUAUAACAUUAUCUGGAGGCUCUGUUUCGUUUACAUUUCUGUAUCCCUGUGUUAUUGCAAUCUGAGGGGGUUCCAACGCUCUGUGUUGUCUAUUUUAUUUUAUAACUUUCCCCUCAACUAUUAAAAUCAGAGAAUUAUUGUUUUCUGCA